AUGGGUAUUCUUACAGUUGCUGAAUGUUUAGAGCGUUUUGAGGCAUUUGCUCAGUCUCAAUCUCAGUCACGAGCCGAUCAGCGGUAUCAAAGUGGUAAUUCGAAUACCACUACUAGUGCACCCACCCGAGGAGUGAACCAUGUCACCAUGGAUCCUAGUUUAGCCGUUGUGUUGGAAAACAUGUCUAGGGAACUUAAGGAAAUUAAGGCUAAAGUAGACAAAUGUGAGUAUUGCCGAGGGGGACACGACAUGAAUGCGUGCCCAUUGUUAGUUGGAGAGGAGCAAGUUGAUUUUGUAGGCGGUUUUGGUAAAGGUCAACCUAGCGGGUUUGGUAAUAAUUAUAAUUUUGGGUCGGGUUGGCGAAAUAAUAAUAAUAAUAACAACUUUAAUAAUAAUAACAAUUUUCGAUCAAAUGGACCCCCUGGUUUUCAAAUAGCUCAAAAUACCAAUAGGGGCCAGGGUUUACUUUUUGGUGGGGGUUCAGGUGGACAGUUCAACAAGGGGUUCAAUGGGCAGGUCAAGGAUGGGGGGUCAAAUAACCAAGGUCAAACAGGUCAAGGUUCAAGCUAUGAUCUAGGGGGUAGUUUAGAAAGGAUGGAGUCCAUGAUGAGUCAACUAAUUGUUAGGGACCAAACCACUCAAAAGACCCUUAGUGAACACGAUCUCAUGCUUAAGAACCACCAAGCCUCAUUCCAAGACCUUCAAAGAGUUGUAGGGGAUAUGUCUAGAAAAUUAGAGGAGAGGCUACCCGGUCAGUUCGCGGGUAACACCCAACCCAAUCCUAAUGCCCAUGCAAAAGCCAUUACCACUCGUAGUGGCAAGACCGUAGGAAACCCUAGAGUCGAGGAGAGAGCAGUUGAUGAAGAGGGAGAUGUGAUAGAUGAGGAGAUCGAAAUGGAGGCUCCCGGCAAAGUGCAAAAGAGGCUAAGCCCAGCAAGUACCGCACAGCCCGGUGAGUCUCAAAGUGAGAAGAAAGUUGAGAAAACCCCUAUAGACGUUAGACCUUCACCUUUAGUAGACCAUGCGUAUGUUCCAUUUCCCUCACGUCUUAAGAACCAAAAAUACUCAAGGGAAUACGGGCAAUUUUUAGACAUCUUCAAGCAAUUGAAGAUUAAUCUUCCGUUUAUCGAGGCACUCCAAUCGAUGCCUAAAUACGCGAUAUUCUUGAAAGAUCUCCUUAGGAACAAAGAAAAGUUGGGAGAGUUGUCUAACGUUCCGUUGAAUGGGGGAUGUUCCGCCGUUGUGUUAAAUAAGCUUCCCGAAAAGCUUACCGAUCUCGGCAUCUUUACCAUUCCUUGUCUAUUCGGUAGCAAUACCAACACUAGAGCUUUAGCCGACUUAGGUGCUAGCAUCAAUUUGAUGCCCUUUUCUCUUUAUGAGAAACUAGACCUAGGAGAGCUCGCACCGACCUGA
This is a messenger RNA of Helianthus annuus (common sunflower), 1413 nucleotides long. RefSeq lists its product as uncharacterized. The transcript has a single exon. The record is from RefSeq and is a predicted model, not a curated record. Lineage: Eukaryota; Viridiplantae; Streptophyta; Magnoliopsida; Asterales; Asteraceae. Bases 1 to 1413 code for a protein of 470 amino acids.